Messenger RNA from Scylla paramamosain (green mud crab), 1823 nucleotides. It is a transcript of the gene myd, whose product is annotated as 45 kDa calcium-binding protein-like. The transcript is spliced from 8 exons. Gene Ontology annotation, molecular function: calcium ion binding. Gene Ontology annotation, biological process: calcium-ion regulated exocytosis. The record is from RefSeq and is a predicted model, not a curated record. The coding region runs from base 269 to 1339 and encodes 356 amino acids. Gene Ontology annotation, cellular component: endoplasmic reticulum. NCBI's taxonomy places the organism in Eukaryota, Metazoa, Arthropoda, Malacostraca, Decapoda, Portunidae.
UAUACAGGGACUAGUUAGGUGUUUUGUUGUACCCACAUCAGUGGAGAACGCCUUGUCAAAUUCUGCGUCACUUUUGUAAACAAAACCCUCCCGGCUCCCGCUCACGGCUGCCAGGAGGCCAGCUGACGCCUCCAGCAUGCACAUCGCUGAUUGGUCUGGAGAAAGAAAGAGAAAGUUACCAACCUUCUAGCCAUCAUGAAUUCUUCUACCAAGCCAGGAGAACACACGUCACCCAUGUUACUGGGAUUUUGCACAAAGGUGGUGAAGAAUGUCACCAGUAAUGUUAAUAAGGGUGCUCUUAAAGAAACUGGUGAAGAGGCAUAGCAACAUGAGGCUGCACCUGCGGCUGAGACUGUGGGUAGCCCUUGCACUGGGCUAUGUACUCCUGAUGGGGUUUGUGCACCUAUUUCAUAUUCCCCUCAGGUCACGGACAUUUCACUCACACUAUGACAUGUCAGAUGAGGGUGUUUUGGAAAAGACCCAUUCAGCUGUCAAAAAAAUGGUUGAGAAAUAUGCUAAAGCUGCCCUGGAACACCCUGGCUCAGGAGCAGAAACUGCACAGCAAAUUACACUACUGACAAAAACAUUCAAGAAGGCUGACAGCAAUGCAAAUGAAGUGUUAGAGUUGAGUGAGUUGUCAUCAUGGAUUGCUAAAAAAACUAAAGAACAUCUGACACUUGCACUCCGAGAUAAUAUUUUUACCUUUACAGCAAUUGAUCUAAAUCCAAGAAAUGGUGUGGUAUCCUGGGAGGAGUUUCAUGCAUACUUCCUCCAGCAGCAUGGAUAUGAUGAUGAGUUCAUUAAGAAUCAUGAACACAAUCAUAAAGGAUUGCCAAGGGAAAUAAAGGAAGCCAUCAUGAGAGACAAGGCUGCUUGGUCAGAAGCUGCCAGAAGUGAUCCAGAUCAAUUAACCCUUGAUGAAUUUUUGGCAUUUAGGCAUCCAGAGUCUUCUCAUGCAACCAUCUUGAAUAUUGUUGAGGAAACCAUUGCCAGAUUAGAUAUUGAUGGAGAUGGCCAACUGACAAGUGAAGAAUUUGCAGAUCCUGAGAUAAAUGAAGUGCCAGAUGGCAUUACUCCUGAACGCUAUAAAGAAGAACGCUUGAAAGAUUUUAAAAUUGCAGAUGGAGAUAAAAAUGGCUUGCUUGAUAGAAAGGAGUUAUUGCAUUUCAUUGACCCUCGUAAUACCCAUCAUGCAGAGAAAGAAGCAUUGAACUUGAUGACUGCAGCAGACACUGACCAAGAUGGUGUGCUAACCCUACUGGAGGUUCUGGGUCAAAGAGAACUCUUCAUGGCAAGCAAGAUGGUUGAUGCUGCCAGAAGUUUUCAUGAUGAAUUCUGAUUUGAAUUGUGUCUUGUUUGUUAAACUAUUGUAUAAUCAUGCACUACAAUUAAUAAGAAGUGCAAUGGAGAACAAAUUUAUUUCUGUGAAAUAUUUAUAUUGAAGCUUCUGUGAUUGUACAACCUCUAAUGUGAUGGAGGUAUGUGGGUUAUUUGUGUCUCCUUGUUUGAAGAACGUUUGUAUUUAAUGUUUUGUGAUAUGAGUAAGGAGAGCAAGCUACCUCUCUUACAGCAAUCACAAGGUUCCUGCCAAUACACACACACACACACACACACACACACACACACACACACACACACACUAUUAUAUUCUAGUUUAGGCAGAGAAGGGUUAGAGCAAAUAGUCAAGUCUCAAGGUUGUGAUAAUAGCUUGCUUCUUAAAUUUUCUUUUUACUUACUGCAAAGUAAAAGAACAUUUGAAAAAUUAAAAAUAGACCUAUGAUUGCAUAAUUAUUCUUAUAAUUAAUAAACACUUCCAAAACUUA